Messenger RNA from Symbiodinium natans, 1847 nucleotides. NCBI's taxonomy places the organism in Eukaryota, Dinophyceae, Suessiales, Symbiodiniaceae. The record is from the annotation of a GenBank genome assembly.
AUGCUAAUCAACUACAAAAAGUUUGCUGUUCUCAUGCAUCUUAAAGGGGCCUGUGCCAAAAGAUGGCGAAAACACCAUGUCUUUCACCGUGAAGGUGGUCAGUUCUUGCGCAUCCGAGUGGGUGAAGCCAUUGCUUUUCUGCCCAUCAAAACUAUUCAUAAGUACUUGGGGAUUGUCUUGUCUUAUCAGGCAUAUGAAAAAGCCACGGUCCUGCAUCGGUUGGCACAGAGCAAGGCUGCGUACCACCGCCUCAGGCCUGUCUUGACGUCCAAGAGUACCUUGAAUCAGCGAGAGCGCUUGAGAGUAUGGCAGGUCUGUGUUCUGUCGUGCCUGCGUUAUGGACUGGACUCUAUUCCCUUGACACAAGGCCUGCUUAAGCUAAUCCAAGUUCAGUGUGCCAGACAGAUCCGUGCUAUCACCCGCUCGCCGGUUCACUUGAGUAGAGAACCCACUGCGAGGCUGUAUGCCCGGCUGCAUAUUCCCACUGAGCUCGCACAUCUCCGUGGUAUCCAGGCCAAACAGCUGCCUGAGGCUCAGAGCCGACAAGUUCAAUGUGAGUCGUUCUGCCUAGAACAGAUGGACUGGCUCAUGAAGGUCAAUGCUGCAUAUGAACAAUUGCAGGAACCUCUUCCACCGGUUGCGAGCACUGUGCCUGACUCCGCUUCUGCCUCCACCACAGCACUCGUUCCCCUACCGUUGGCCACGAGAGGACAGGGAUGUCCAGUGUGCGGUCUCUACUUCAAAGAUAAGACGGGUGUGAAAAUCCACAUGACCAGAAAACACCUGGACUCUCAGGAGGUGCCCAAACCGUUGUGCGAGCAGAGUCGUUGUGGCGUGGAUGGCAUGCCAACAUGUGCUGCGUGUCGUCGGCCUUUCUCCUCGUGGGGUGCCCUGAAGCAACAUGUGCUUGGUGGCCACUGUAGGCUGCCCAUGCCGGAGCAGACUCCCUUGGACAAUCUGGAGCGUGCACUGCACUUCUGCCCGUUGUGCAACCAGUGGUGUGUGAAUCCCAGUGGGGUCAAGGAGAUGGAAGCCUUCUUUGGCAACUUCCGGCAGGGGACUGUGCCGAUGGAGGACUCCGAGAAUCCCUUCAAACGUCGCCGCGAGAUGGAGGAGGAGGAGUCGAAGGCAUGGAGCUCCCAGAAGCCCAAGAGCAAGGGCAAGGGCAAGGGGCGUGGGAAAAAUGGUGGCAGGAGAGAACAGAUGGACACUUCCGGAGGGCAAUGCCUGGCGGGAUCACUACGGCAGAUGGCACGGCUGAUCCUGAGGCACGAGGAUCAACUGAGUCUCCAACGUCAAGACUCGGUUCUCCAUCUGUGGCUGAGAAACACUGGCGAGGAACCCAUUGUGGGGAUGCUGUGGGAGGUGUCCAAAAAGUGGAAGAAGAUGCGAGACACCACGCCAGCUCAACUUCAGGCAUCGUUGAGGGCUACGAUGAUGGCUGGCAUGUUGAAGGCCCUGAAGGACCGUCUCCACCAGGUAUCUACAGACGAGAAGCUGCUGGAGAAUGCGAAAAAUGUGCAACUCCUGGAUGCGCAGGGUCACUGGGUGUACCAAGUCUGGGACCACGAGCUGGAGAGGCUUCAAGUGGACGCCAGUCGCACACCCCUGAAAACAGAGGAGAUUCAACAGCUGCUUACGGUCUGCGAGAGGGCCAACGAGAGUCCGGUGCUGUAUCGCUUCCAUGCGAAGGCCGAGUACAGCUUCUCGGAGUUCGUGCACUUCGAAAUAGAAGUGGGUCACCGGGGUCAGGAGGCAGCGGACCUGUGUCGAAGCCUGAAGGUGCUGUGCCAGUGUUCGGUUUUGCAGAUCAUAGGUGCUCGUCUUCGCAAAGACAAACCGGGACG